AUGCUCGAUCUCUGCUUCAUCAGUGACGGACCCCAAUUGGCUACGAUUGAAGAGGCUCCUACGCCCUUGGUCAAGGUUGUUCCUCAUCACCCUGCUCUGCUGCUUUCACUUGAUAUUCCUAGAGCUUUUGCCCACAUCCAAAAACCUGGUCAAUUCUUUCUCGACUUUAAGAACGCUGAUUUCGUCGCUGUUUCACAAACGCUCGAUGCUAUCGACUGGGAAACUGAACUGGAAUCUUCCGAUCCGAACGCUGCAGCUAUGAAAUUUUCCCAUAUAAUCAAUUACAUCAUCGAUCGUCACGUACCGAAACGCUCAUCAGUUUCUAACCUACGAGCUCCUUGGGUAACGAAAGAACUGCGACAAAUGAAAACGCUCAAGAAUAAAGCUCUCCGUUAUUACACUAGGCACAAAACUCUCCGCGCUAAAAAUGAGUAUUGCAAACUCAACUCAGCUUACAAAAAACUAUGCUCACGCUGCUACCAGAGCUACUUAAUUCGGAUACAGCGAGGUUUCAAAACAAAACCCAAAUCAUUUUGGCAGUACAUCAAGGACCAGCGGAAAGAAUCCGGCCUACCGCUCUCCAUGUUUCUGGAUGAUAAUUUAGCGACUUCGGAACCUGAAAUCUGUGACCUCUUCGCUGACAAAUUCCGUAGUGUAUUUGACUCAAACUCAAUAUCCUCGGACCAAGUUACCAGCGCGGCUUGUAACGUCCCUCAUUUGAACACAUGGCUGAAUCAAAUUGUUGUAGACGACGAUAUUAUUUUGAAAGCGACCGCUAAGCUGAAACACAGCCUUUCCGCAGGACCAGAUGGCAUACCAGCUACCUUCUUGAAGCGAUAUAUAUCACAUAUGCUGAUACCUCUAAAAAUAAUCUUCCAAGUUUCACUCGAUCAGUCUACGUUCCCAUCCUUAUGGAAAGAGGCCUAUAUGUUUCCGGUGCACAAAAAAGGGGACAGACGAAAUGUGAACAACUAUCGUGGCAUUUCUGCCUUAUGUGCGAUAGCCAAAUUGUUCGAGCUGGUUGUUUUGGAACCCAUUUUUUCGUAUUGCAAGCCUUAUUUCUCAAAUGAACAACAUGGAUUUAUGCCCAAGCGCUCUACGACUACAAACCUGUUGACAUUCACGUCUAAUGUGCAAGACAGUUUUGCCAUGGGAUCUCAAACCGACGUCAUCUACACUGAUCUGUCAGCUGCUUUCGACAAGGUGAACCAUUCCAUAGCCAUCGCCAAACUCGAUCGUAUUGGUAUCUGCGGGUCUCUACUGGAAUGGUUCCGCAGCUACCUGGUAGGACGAAAACUCAUUGUUCGAAUAGCGUAUGCUGAUGACCUGAAACUGUAUCGCCGCAUCAACGGUCCCGAGGAUGUAAACUUCCUACAGAGUCAGUUCAACCUCUUCGCCUCUUGGUGUGAUGUAAAUUGCCUUCCCUCGAAUCGCAGCAAAUGUGCACAAAAAGAAACAACAACUCCGGACUGUCGUGUGGCAGGGCAGUCUGACACUUCCAACUGUCAAAAUCAGCUGUCUGUCGAAGAGUCUGGAUUACGGGGAAAUGGUGACGAAAAACAGAAAGUGCCACACACCAUAAAAGUUAUGGCUGCGCAGUUGCAAACGGCGCAGUUCCACUUUUCUACUAAAUAG
This is a messenger RNA of Uranotaenia lowii, 1635 nucleotides long. RefSeq lists its product as uncharacterized. The transcript is spliced from 3 exons. Lineage: Eukaryota; Metazoa; Arthropoda; Insecta; Diptera; Culicidae. Bases 1 to 1635 code for a protein of 544 amino acids. The record is from RefSeq and is a predicted model, not a curated record.